AUGGCUCCAACAUUACCAGUUAAUGUCUUCAAGCUUCGUGGUGAAGAAUUUUUUCAACUUGUACAAGAACAAUGUGGUGCUACUAUGGUCGAAAUUUUACGAUACCUCGAGGUGAUGUCGGCUGAUUGCCUUCUUCAUAUUGAAGAUCUUUUUGCUUUUUUCCAUUAUGAUUCACCUGACCUUCUACCCAUAAAAAAGAAAGUUGGAAUCACCCUUAAUGAUGGAAGUUUUAAAGUGAAGGUUGGUCUUUCUAUUCAAGCCAAUAACUUCAUACAAUCUUUAAAAACAUUUCAACAACAAGAAACUUUUUUUCAUCUACUGAUUUAA
Molecule: messenger RNA, 327 nt
Organism: Rotaria sp. Silwood1
Lineage: Eukaryota; Metazoa; Rotifera; Eurotatoria; Philodinida; Philodinidae
Source: the annotation of a GenBank genome assembly